Messenger RNA from Diprion similis, 5808 nucleotides. It is a transcript of the gene didum, whose product is annotated as unconventional myosin-Va. Bases 237 to 5801 code for a protein of 1854 amino acids. Lineage: Eukaryota; Metazoa; Arthropoda; Insecta; Hymenoptera; Diprionidae. The record is from RefSeq and is a predicted model, not a curated record. Gene Ontology annotation, molecular function: ATP binding; actin filament binding; microfilament motor activity. Gene Ontology annotation, cellular component: vesicle; actin cytoskeleton; myosin complex. The transcript is spliced from 20 exons. Gene Ontology annotation, biological process: actin filament organization; vesicle transport along actin filament.
CAAUGCCAACCGAUAGUAAGCCACAAGCCCAGCUGUGAGCCGCAAGCCGCCCGAAGGCUGCAAGUGAGUCGCGAUAGAGUCGUGUCGUGUCGAUUUUGUACGUGUGUUAAAGAACUCGCAACGGAACCGGAGGCGCUGCAAAAUGUUGUGACGCUCCUUACGCGCAGGAGACACACGGGAUUAAUGGAAUUUAGUGAACAUCAGAAGCGGAAAUUGGUCUCUCAUCCAUCGGCACCAUGACGACAAGGGAAUUAUACGUUAAGAAUAGUAAAGUAUGGGUUCCACAUCCGGACAAGGUUUGGGAAACGGCGGUGCUUUUGGAAGAUUACAAAGCGGGUAGUUCAAGGCUGCAAGUAAGAACCGAGGAGUCAAGCCAGACGAAGUUGGUAGAAGUUAAGUCGGACGCGGAUUUACCACCCUUGAGAAACCCGGACAUUCUUAUUGGGGAGAAGAAUUUAACUUCUCUAUCGUUUCUUCACGAGCCAGCCGUUCUGUAUAACCUUCAAAUCCGGUUCCAAAGGCACUCUAUAUACACUUACUGUGGCAUUGUCCUCGUCGCUUUCAACCCCUACAAUGAAUUACCCAUCUAUGGAAAUGACACGAUAUGGACCUACCGCGGUCAAGCCAUGGGUGACCUCGAACCGCACAUUUUCGCUGUUGCUGAAGAGGCUUACACUAAAUUGGAACGAGAAAAUCACGACCAGUCGAUUAUUGUUUCCGGAGAAUCUGGAGCAGGUAAAACCGUAUCCGCGAAAUACGCGAUGCGGUAUUUUGCGACGGUGGGUGGCUCAUCGACGGAAACUCAGGUAGAAAAAAAAGUUCUAGCUUCGUCGCCGAUAAUGGAGGCGAUUGGUAACGCGAAGACUACACGCAAUGACAACUCGUCGAGGUUUGGUAAAUUCAUUGAAAUCCAGUUCAACAAACAUUAUCACAUCACCGGGGCAAGCAUGAGAACUUAUUUACUGGAGAAAUCUCGAGUCGUGUUUCAAGCGAAUGAGGAAAGAAAUUAUCACAUAUUUUACCAAAUGUGCGGAGCUUCGAACCAGCUGCCGCAUUUGCAUCUGGAAUUUCAAGACAAGUUCCAUUACCUAAAUCAAGGAAACAAUCCCCGAAUAGAAGGUGUUGACGAUGCCAAGUCGUUUGACGAAACGAUCACUGCUCUAACCAUGCUGGGCUUCUCAUCCAGGCAACAAGACGAUAUGCUCCGCAUUCUAGCUGCCAUAUUGCAUUUAGGAAAUUUAAAUAUCGUUGACUGCGAAGCAGACGAUAGCGCCGAUAAUGACACUGAAGGAAGCACAAUUUCCACAUCAGACCGACAUCUCCUUAUAAUUUCGGAACUAUUAGGCAUCGACGUGAACGCGAUGCGAAAGUGGUUGUGCCAUAGGAAGAUUGUAUCAAUGCGAGAAGUCUUCCUGAAGCCCAUGAACGUCGAGCAAGCGAUCGGAGCUCGCGACGCCUUGGCGAAGCACAUCUACGCCGAGCUGUUCAACUGGAUUGUGGCCGGCAUAAACGAGUCGCUACAGACUCAGAGCAAAUCUCAAAGCUUCAUAGGCGUCCUAGAUAUUUAUGGUUUCGAAACGUUCGAGAUCAACUCCUUUGAACAAUUCUGCAUUAACUAUGCGAACGAAAAACUGCAGCAACAGUUCAAUCAACACGUAUUCAAACUAGAACAGGAGGAGUACCUGAGGGAGGAAAUCGAGUGGACCUUUAUUGACUUUUACGACAAUCAACCCUGCAUUGACCUCAUUGAAACCAAACUCGGAAUUCUAGAUCUGCUCGACGAGGAAUGCAGAAUGCCGAAAGGUUCGGACAGUUCCUGGGCGGAGAAGCUUUACUCAAAAUGUGGCAAGUCGAAACAUUUUGACAAACCGAGGUUCGGUACCACUGCCUUCCUUAUCCACCAUUUUGCCGAUCGAGUUCAGUACGAAACUACUGGAUUCUUAGAAAAGAACAGAGACACGGUGAUCGAAGAACAAAUCGACGUGCUGAGAGACGGGAGCAAUAAAUUGUUGAAGAAGCUCUUCAGCGGUGCCGAUGAUCAGAAACUUGGAGUACCUAAUGUAAGAGUGAAAAUAUCUGCUCAGAAACCAAGUAUCAACACACCGAAACAGAACAAAAAAACGGUUGGCUCCCAGUUCCGGGAUUCGUUGAACAUGCUAAUGUCGACGUUAAACGCAACAACGCCGCACUACGUAAGGUGCAUAAAGCCAAACGACACGAAAGAAGCCUUCGAGUACAACCCGGUGAGAGCAGUACAGCAACUCCGAGCAUGCGGAGUCUUGGAAACGAUAAGAAUAUCAGCAGCGGGUUACCCGAGCCAAAGAACCUACGGAGAGUUCUUCCAGCGGUACAGAGGGCUGUGCAAAUUCUCCGAGAUCGACAGAGACGAUUUAAAAGAAACCUGCCGCCGAAUACUCUUCAGGUAUAUAAAGGACGAGGACAAGUUUAAAUUCGGGAAGACGAAGGUCCUCUUUAGAGCCGGUCAGGUCGCCUACCUCGAGAAGCUGCGUGGCGAUAAGCAGCGCGAUGCCUGCGUGACGAUCCAGAAAGCAGUGCGUGGAUUCUUGUGCCGUAACAGGUACGGCAGGAUGCGAAGAGCCAUUCUGGGUCUGCAGCGCUGCGCCAGGGGUUGGCUAGCGCGUCAGAGGGCGCAGAAAAUACGACAAUACAGAGCGGCCGUCAAACUGCAAGCGCGAAUCCGUGGUUGGGUGAAGCGCUCACAGUUUUUGCGCAUCAAGCACACGGUUCUCAGCCUCCAAGCGCGCGGUAGAGGCUUUUUGGCCCGCAAGAAGUAUCAGAUGAUGCGAGACAACGCCGCCGCCAUUUUAGUACAGAGGCUCGCCAGGGGCUACUUGGCCAGAAAGGCCUACAAAAAGAAGUUGCAUGAUAUCGUUAUCGUUCAGUCUUGCGUCAGGCGAUAUUUGGCCCGGAAAGAACUCAAGCGACUCAAGACUGAGGCUCGCAGCGUCGAACACGUAAAAUCUCUUAACAAGGGCCUCGAGAAUAAGAUCAUCUCCAUGCAGCACAAGAUUAAUGAGCUUACGAAAGAAAACCACCAGCUCAAAACGGCGCAGCAGGAAGUGGUGGAGCUGAAGGCCAAACUCGAAGGUCUGAAGGCCAUCGAAAUGGAAAACAAAAAACUGACCACACUGUCCGGCGAGAAGGAUAAGGAGAUAGAAAAGUUACAAAACACUCUGAAACUCGAGAGAGACGAGAGGAUGGAUCUACUACAGGACAAGGAAAGAGACACGAAGCAAAGUGACCAAGAAAACGAAAGCCUGCGGGCUGAGAACGAACGACUACGGCUUGAGCUUUCGGCGGCAAACGAGAAGCUGAAGACAGACCAACAUGUCGCGGAAGAGACACUAAAGCAUCGGUUCGAACAAGAGAAGGAUCUACUACUGCUCGAUCAAGACCAAGACCGCGGCGCAUACCAAAGGCUGCUCAAAGAAUUCCAUGAAUUGGAACAGCACGCCGAAAUGUUGGAGCAACAACUAGCGAGACAUGUUCCCGCGCAUUCUAGAUCCCUCAGCGACGCCUCGAGCUCGAGCGGCCAGAUUGCCGCGACGGAUCUACCGCAGGAUGACCAAAAUACCGACUUUGGGUAUGGAUCUGUGCGCUCGACAGCCUCAUCUGUGCAGACUCAUUCUCGAGUAGAAACGAUCGAUUGGAAUCAACGUCGGUCGGACAGUCCGCCAGAUGGUGAAGUAAACUCUCUUAAGACGUCGUCCAAAUCGCCAGACAUGACACAACCUUCGGUAGAUGUCGGUCUUGUAUUGAAACUUCAACAGAAGCUGAAGGAUGUCGAAAAGGAAAAUCGGAGACUUAUCAGGAUGCUGGAGGACUCCGAGGGAGACACUAGCGAAGAGGUCUCAAGGACGCAGGACAGCUUCAGGCUCCAAGAACUUGAAAUGGAAAACGACAAGCUCAAAACAGACCUUGGCUCACUUCGGAAAACAGUUUCCGAUUCAAACGCUACAACUGCUCAAAGCACUCUACUAGAUCAAUUUGACGUUCUUCAAGAAGAACUGAAACGUCGACGUGAUGAAUGCAUCCAACUGCGCAGCGUGUUGGCCGAUCAGACCCGGAAGAUGAAAAGUCUCGGAUCUAAUUACGGACGCGAUGUCGACAUUAUCAACGAGGAUGGAGAGCUGGUAUUGGCCUUUGAGGCCCAGAAAAAGAUAAACAGACAAUUGGAAGAUGAGCUCCAAGCAAAGGAAAAGGGCUGGAGGUCUCAACGGGAUGAAUGGCGCGCGGAAAUCGACAGGCUGCAAGAAGAAAUUCAGAGACAGCAAAAACUCCUUUCCGUAAACUUGAGCAAAACGCCUCAAACGCAAACCGAAGCAUACAUGCAACAUGAAAUAACGAGGUUGACAUCAGAAAAUUUGGAUCUGCAAGAAAAGUAUGACCAGAUAUCAGAGGAAUGUAGGAAGAUUAAGAAGCAAUGCAAAAUACUUGCAAAACGUCUUAAGGAUGCCGGAUACGACGGUGAUGAUUUAAGGGAUACAAAGGACAGUAAUGAUCGAUUUUACGAUUCUAAAGAUAUUGUGCCAGAUAGCAUGGAAUCCACGAACGACUCGUCAGCAGUUUUGGCAACAAGUCAUCUAUCGACCGAAGCUGGACGCAAUAUGCCUGUCAUUAGAAAGAAGGAAAGAGAUUACGAAGGAUUGUUCGAAUUCAGAAAAGAAGACAUUGCAGUUAUAAUCCGACAUCUUGUUAUAGAAUUGAAGCCACGCGUGGCUGUGACACUGCUUCCUGGACUGCCGGCUUACAUACUCUUCAUGUGUAUAAGACAUACGGACUUUGUGAACGACGACGAGAAAGUAAAAUCUUUGCUGACGGCCUAUCUAAACGGGGUGAAACGAGUGAUAAAGAAGCGGGAAGACUUCGAGUACAGCGUGUUGUGGCUUAGCAACACGCUGCGGCUGCUCCACAACAUGAAACAGUAUUCCGGCGAGAAGCCGUUCCAGAUUGAAAACACGCCCAGACAGAACGACCAGUGUCUAAGGAACUUCGACCUCGCUGAGUACCGCGUCAUUCUGGGGAACGUAACUGUGUGGAUCUUUAACAAGAUCGUCACGUAUCUGAAGGAGAGGAUCCAAGCGCUAACCGUUCCCGCGCUCCUCGAACACGAAGCAAUUUCCGGUCUGAGCUCCAACAACGUCGGCAGAGCUCGGUCUUCGAGUGUCGGAGAACAGCCAGAAUCGACGCAGCAGAAACUGGACAAGCUUCUGGCCGAGCUAAGCUCCGUCAACAAGGCUCUUCAGUACCACGGAGUGGAUCCCGAAAUCGUCGUUCAGCUAUUCAAGCAGUUGUUUUACUUCAUGUGCGCCAGCGCACUCAACAAUCUUCUCCUUAGGAAUGAACUCUGCCAAUGGACAAAGGGCAUGCAGAUAAGAUACAACUUAAGCCACCUUGAGCAAUGGGCCAGAGAUCAGCGGCUAUCACCAGCUGCUGAAGCGCUUCAGCCAAUAAUUCAAGCUGCACAGCUUCUACAGGCCCGAAAAACUGACGAGGAUGUGAACUCAAUCUGUGAAAUGUGUAACAAACUAACGGCCAAUCAAGUAGUCAAGAUUUUGAAUCAGUACACGCCAGCCGACGAUUUCGAAACCAGAGUUCCAGUUUCGUUCAUAAGAAAGGUGCAAAUAAAACUUGAGGAACGCGGGGAAAAGAACGAACAGCUUUUAAAGGAUCUGAAUUUCACGUACGCUGUGACCUUCCCGUUCAAUCCAUCGAACAUCCGCCUAGAAGACAUCGAGGUUCCAGAAGUAUUGCAUUUACCGAUGCUCAAGAAGAUCUAAGCCACGU